Leptosomus discolor (cuckoo roller) is the source of this 730-nucleotide messenger RNA. The record is from RefSeq and is a predicted model, not a curated record. Lineage: Eukaryota; Metazoa; Chordata; Aves; Leptosomiformes; Leptosomidae.
AUGGCACCGCGUGGCUCCUACAGCUCUUUCCAGGGCAGUGUGGGCGAGCGCUUGGGGAUGGACACCUUUGCCCCACGGGCCCAUGCCAGUGACCCUUCUCUGGGAUACUCACAGGGCACUAGGGGAGCACAGCCCCACAUGCUGCUCGAGGAGGCCAUCGGAGACAGGGAGUUCCCAUCCCUGCAGCCGGCCUACGACAUGCUCAGGGAGGAGAAUGCCAUGCUCAGGAGGGCGGUCGGGAGCGUGCAGGGCUCCUUGGAGAGCCAGGCGUGCCCAGUGCAGACGCUGGAGAGGCAGCUGAAGGCCAGCCUGGCCAAAGAGAGGGAAAUCCAAAAGCUACAGUCCUUUGUCCAGCAGGCUGAGUGGAGUCUCCAGCUAACGACCCAGAGGGCUCUGGAAGCAGAAAGCAAUGUGGAGAAGCUGAAGCAGGAGAUCUUUAUUCUCCAGGAAGAGCUGGAGAGCUCCAAGGUGGAGAACGAAAACCUAAGAACGGGCCAAAUGACUGACCUGGGGGCAGUGAAGCACAACACAGACUUCACCUUGCAGAGCCUCCAUGAGAUCAUAACGGGUGCGAACUGGUCCGUCAGACAGCUCACCGCUGGAGUGGAGUCGCUGCAUUUUGUUGCUGACGUCCUCAAAUCUACUGGCAAAAUUUUCAAAGUCGAAGCAGAAAAAGAGCUAUCAACUCAAUUCUCUGUGGGUCCUACGGAUGGGUGUAUGGACCGAAACC